Messenger RNA from Alligator mississippiensis (American alligator), 5375 nucleotides. RefSeq names its product A-kinase anchoring protein 5 (gene AKAP5). Gene Ontology annotation, biological process: positive regulation of adenylate cyclase activity. The record is from RefSeq and is a predicted model, not a curated record. Gene Ontology annotation, cellular component: excitatory synapse; dendrite membrane; postsynaptic density. The coding region runs from base 1076 to 2542 and encodes 488 amino acids. NCBI's taxonomy places the organism in Eukaryota, Metazoa, Chordata, Crocodylia, Alligatoridae. Gene Ontology annotation, molecular function: glutamate receptor binding; calmodulin binding; GABA receptor binding. The transcript has 3 exons.
GGGGCAGGGCGGCUCCCGCCGCGGGGCGCGGGGAGGAGCCGAGCCCGGACCACCCACCCCGGGGCCGGGGGAGGCGGGGCGGAGCGGAGCGGGCGCGCCCGCCGCGCAGCAUCACCCGCACCUGCCGCGGAGCCGGAGCCGGAGCCAAGUUCCAGACGCCACUGGCCUGAAGACGGCCGGUAGUCAGCACCCGCUCGCCUGACGUUCAAGGGAUGAAUGGCCACACACGCAGAGGAGCACGCAAGAGAUGCUGAUUCCAAGAAGAGUUGCAGUUGUCCGCCUGAGGAUAGACUUACAGCCUAACCCUGCUGCCCACCCCCAUGGAUCGGGAUGCACACGGGAUUUUAGAAGCAAAAUGCACAAAUCUGAAAAAAAUAUGUAUUUUCAUUCUUAGCACCUAAAUGUUUUUCAUCGCUUUGCUUUGUUGCAGACGCCCAUGUAGCACUCGGAAAGAUGAAAGACUACGCCAUACUUUUCCGCAUGCGUGGCAUAACUUGUCACAUGAACUGAAGUAAAACCUAAAUGAGAAAAGACAGAAUAACAGCUGACCUUCUCAUUGGAGACAAAAUAAGGCCACUUGCUGUAUUUUGUUUUACUAUCACUUCAGACAGUGUUCUCGUGAAUGUAUUAGAAAGUGGAAGUUGUUUUCUGUUGCCUGUCAUCAAUAGAAAAUGUUUAAUGGAUGUUAGAUCAAGAAUUGAAAAUCAAACCAUUGGAUUAUUGAUCAAAUAAUACCAGCACCACAUCGAGUAGUGUUGCAGGUUGAUUAUCCUAAAGGGGAGGCUGAGUCUGGUCAGUUAAAGAAAGGAAAGCAUGUUCUUAAAAUGUAAAUAUUAAGUCUUUCUGAGGAAGGAUAAGAAAGCAAGUAAUAAAACCAAAUGAAAAUAGAAAACUAACAUGUGGACCCCAUCAAAACAUCCCUUUGUAUAGUGUCCUAUCAGUAAAUUAAAGCAAUUAAAUGUUCUUUAGAAAUAACUUCUAAGAAACAUCCUUUGAGCUUCUUUGAAGUUCAUUCAUCUGAAGGGCUAAUAGAGAAAAAUUAUUGUGUAAAAAAUAAGAAAAAGGGGCUACAAGUAUGGAGAAGGCAGCUAAGGAUAUUCAAACGGAAAACACAGCAGAGUCAGAAAUGCAGAGUGCAGCAAAACUGUGCCGUCCAGCUGAAGAAGAGGCAGAAAAACCCUCCAUGUUUUGUUUUAAGAAAAGAAAAAAGUCAGGCAAGAAGGCUUCAGACGUGAAGGGUACCUGCGAAGAAGAGUCUGCAAACUUGAAUCAAACCAGCCAGUGCAGUGCGGACCACAGAGAAGGGAAAGCUUCAAAUCCAUCUCAGUCACCAAAAGGAGCCUGGGCAGCUAUAAAAUGUUUUGUGAGACCAAGGAGAAAGUUAAAGUCUUCUUCCAGGAAACACGUACCUUCCGACUCUCAAGUCCAGCUGGAGACCAGUACAGAGGAGGCUGGCUUGCAGAGUUUGCCCAAGAAAGAGGUUCGUUCUGGUCUGAAAAUACCAUGCAUAAGAUUUUCAGGUGGCAAGAGAAAACCCAGCCAGUGUGAAAUGAUAGAGGAAUCGGACGACAGUAUUAAGGGAAAUGAAGCAAUGGGCAUUUUGAAUAAAGCUACCAGUGAACCCGAGGAUUUGGCAACUGCAGUUAAAUCUAGCCCUGAUCGAUCCUUUGGCCAGUCUGCUGCAAAGAAAGACAGUGACAGUACGGCUGAAAAAAGUGACAGUUCUGCUGGGGAGAACGAGCUUUUGCGAGAACCCGGGCCAGACACCGAUCAACACACAGCAUGUCCUGUCCAGUCAGAAACAAUGAAUUUAGAGACAGUUGCUGUAAUAGUCCAGGAAAAACAGUGUCCGAGGAGCCAACCAGAAACAGCAGUGCAUACAGUAACCAAGCAGGAUGAUGGCAACACUGCGUUUGGUGCUGAGCCGCCUGAGGACCUACCAGAGCAUGUACCUAGAGUCACCGAGGUACAAGGUAGAAACGCCAUGCCUGAGAAGCAGCCUGGACUGGAUGAGUUUGGAAGCAGCAUAAGCGUUAGUGAGGACUGUAAAUCCAAAGAGACGAUAAUGGGUUCCAGUCAGUCAGCAUUUAGAGAUGAGGCAGCAAAUGUACAGAGCUGUUCAAACGAACAAUUUAAAUUAGAAGAAAGUAAGGAUGUUGAUGGGGUGGGCAUUGUGAUUACGGUUACAGAUGCAGACGAUUGCAAUGAAGUGGAGCCCAGCUAUAUCUGCAAGCUGCCCUUGAUCCCACGUCAUACAAAACCCAAAGGGAAUAAGAAAAGUGGGAACUUUGAUUUCAGUAGCUUUUCAGAUUGCCAACAGGGCUCAGUGGCAGGCAGCGGCCACUGGAGGGAGGAUAAAAACAGUUCCCAUGCUCUCUCACCCAAAGGUCUCAGUGAUCAGGGGCAAAGAACUUCAGAGCAGUAUGAAUUGCUUCUGAUAGAAACCGCGUCUUCACUUGUAAAAGCAGCUAUUCAGUCAUCCAUCGAACAGCUGGUUAAUGAAAUGGCUUUGGAACAUAAUAAACAGAACAGUUUUCUCUGAUGACAAGAAUGCCCAAAAAAGAGAGAGAAGCGAUUUAAAUUAAAAAGUACCUUUACUCUCAAGAUGAAAAGCCAGAAAUAGUCCUGACUCCUUAGCUAUUUUAGGUCUAAGCAUAUAUCGUUUAAUUCUGCAUGCCAGUUACAUUGCUGUGUGUAUGUAAAACGGGUCCAAGAAUAAGUGGCUGACCUCAUAUGGUACAGAAUGCCUUUUGGGACCAGGCCUUAAAAUGCUGCUGUAGGGAACGUGGAGAGGGCAAGUUAUUUUUGUUGGGUCAGUUUUCCCUUACUGAACUCAUUUUUUUGAGGUUGGGUGCCUGUUGCCACUAUAUAGUUUAGAUUUUCCUAUUAUUUGCAUUUUAUUUAUGUCAUCCUGUGUUUCCCAAUCCUGCAGUUUCCAGAGUACCCUGCAGUUUACGGGACUUGAUCUUAAGCUCCCUGAAGUCAGCUGGAACUUUGCCAUUGCGUUCUAAAGGAACAGCUCAGGUCCAGGAACUGCAGCAUGAUGUGGGGAUGCUCAGUCCUCAGCAGGAUUGAAUCAGUGUCCCUGAUUCAACAUACCCGCUUUGAAAACACAAAAUGGGGCAGCUAGAUAAUGGUGCAUUUCAUUUGACCUUUUCUACUGUCUGCACUGUCUUGGGAACAUUCAAUGCAUGCAGUAGAGAUGAGCAUGACCGAGGACUAUGGUGUUGCCAAGAAAAUGAUGUCAUUUAACUUGCCUGCUCUUUUUCUCAUUAAAAUCAGUGGCAAAACUGCCACUGAUGUCAUUGGUACAGGGCUGAGCUGAAGUCAGCCUGUUCCAUAUAUCCCCUUCUGCUGAGUCUUCCCUUUGCUUUUAUAAAAUUGUAGUGAUGAGUGAGGCCUAAGCCUUGCUAGAGCAUGUAUCUGAUACAUGGCAUGAGAUAUAAAUAGAAAUGAGCUGCUAGAGCGCUAGUGGUGAAGUAUUGCCUCAGGGUUAGAAUAGGUCCUGUAAUCGUAUCAUUCUGCAAUCAGUGGAGCUGUUAUAGUUCACAAUUAUUUUUUAUUCUAAUGACUGCCGGUGCCCUUGAAUGCAGCCAGAAUUUACUUGUAUGUCUUUUAACUGUGAUGGCUUUUUCCAUUGCUUCAUGUCUUUCCUAACCUUAACCCAGUCUGUUCCACUUUGCAUGACUGUGUUAUGUCCCCCCGGUCCCCAGUUUCUCCCACCAGUUCCACUUGACUGUCUCCUCACUGGUGUUCUGGUCUAUCCCACUGAAAACUUAGAUCUAGCCCAGUCAUACUCCAGUUCAAGCAACCAGAAACGUGCCAGAUUGAAUUCUGAAACAAGUUUGUCAUCAAAAAUGGCAAUGUGCCCCUCAUGCAAGUGUCUGCUUAUAGUGUGUAUGUACAUGUAUCAUAUAUACGUGUGUGUGCGCAUGUAUCAUUUGACCUGUUUCUUCCCAGCUCUUUAAAACAGGCCUUUUGAUUAUUACCGCUAGAGAAUACAUGAGGUAAUAGGGCUAUGACUUAUGUACAGCAGCCAAAUAUUUCUUAGAUGAAGCAAAAAUCACAACCUCACUUGACAACUGUAUAUUGACAACAUGCAGGGAUUUUUCCCAAGGACAGUAUUCAGAUUCCCAUUAAAUGACAAGGGCUGUACAUUUUCCUGGGAAGCAGUGCCCAUUCACAUUGUAACACAGGAAGGAAAAAAAUACCAUCAGAGUACACACUCAACGGUACCACCUGAAUAUUAGCAGUGAAGAGCAAGACCAUGCCUGCAUGUGUAUAGACCUUUAAAAGAAGAUUCCUAGAUGUGACGGUGUAAAAAAUCCCUCUGUUUUCUUUUCUAGGAAUGUGUUUGAUUAACUGUGAUCUGGAUCAAAGUGUCAGUAGUUCAGCAUAUGCAUUGUAAAUGGUUUUGUGCUUUAUACUGUUCCCUGCGAAUAUGGUGUCACACUUUAAAAGAAGACGCUUUAAGAGUUCGUGGCACUUUGGAAAGCUUGCACUCUCCGCAGACAGUACGUGGAUGCAGGAAACUACCUGUUUGAUCCAGCAGACUUGCACUAUACAUCAGUGCUGGAUGGAGAAAGGCUGCAACUCUGUGAUUCAUAGAUUCAUAGAUGUUAGGGUCGGAAGGGACCUCAACAGAUCAUCGAGUCCGACCCCCUGCAUAGGCAGGAAAGAGUGCUGGGUCUAGAUGACCCCAGCUGAUUGUGGAGGGUCUGUUGGCAUUGGCUGUGGAAAGAACCUCUUGGGCUCUGUGAAGUGGACAUAGCUUUACUCCUCAGUGAGCUAGAUCAUCAUCUGGUGCCAAUCGGGAUAGCUCCAUUGAGACCCAGUUUUGCAUGGCUUUCAUGUUAAUUUGCACUAGCUGAGGAACUAGCCAGCUGGUGCCUGUUGAACAAAAGAGUUUAUUUAAAAGAAAAGGAGAGAAAAUGUGUGAUUUGAGUAGGAAUUUAGAGAAUGACAAAUAUACACUUGUUCUCCUACCUUGUGCCUGCAGGCAGUUGUUAUUGAUGUAUGUUCAGACUUGUGUUUGCCUUUCCUCUAUGCUAUUGCUGGUUUUCCUUCCAUUAGAACUGGAUGAUACAGAGCUGAAAAUCACUUCAUUAAAAUCUGAUGUACCUCGUGCUUUUUUGCAUUGUGAUUGGUGGGGCAGCUAGGCAGGGAUUUUACAGUGAAAGAUGAAUCCACGAGGAAGUUCUGCUGUUCAUUUUUGAAUGCGUCUAGCCAGCUGGGAACCACACAGUAAGUAGUAAAAGGCUGCGUAGACCUUGGGGGAAUUGCAAUCUUUGGAGAAUAGCUAAGCUAAUGUGUCCUUUUCGCAAUGUUUCAUUUUGGUUCCUGCAAAUUAAAGCAAGUGUCUCGUUUUUAUUGUA